UUUUAAACUCUCGUCCUUCUCAGUGAUGGCGGCUUCGUUUCGUUCUCCCCCUUCAAGCUGUAACAACAAAUGGUACUACAACCGACAGCAGAUCGACAACAGCCCAUCUCGGCGAGCUGGACUUGAUCCCGACAAGGAGCUGUCCUACAGACAACAGGCAGCGAACCUCCUCCAGGACAUGGGCCAGCGGCUCAAUGUAUCCCAACUAACUAUCAAUACAGCUAUUGUGUACAUGCAUCGGUUUUACAUGGUCCAGUCUUUUACAAGGUUUCACAGAAAUGUUACUUCCCCAGCCGCUCUUUUCCUCGCCGCAAAGGUUGAGGAGCAGCCCCGAAAGUUAGAACAUGUUAUCAAGGUGGCUCAUGCAUGUCUAAACCCUCAGGAGCCUUCACCAGACGUACGCAGCGAUGCUUACCUGCAACAAGCCCAAGACCUGGUCAUUCUUGAGAGCAUAAUUCUCCAGACCCUGGCUUUUGAAAUCACAAUUGAUCAUCCUCACACUCAUGUUGUUAAGUGCACUCAGCUUGUUAGAGUUAUCCCAGCCAGUAAGGAUCUGGCCCAAACAUCAUACUUCAUGGCCACCAACAGCCUGCACUUGACCACGUUUUGCCUGCAGUAUAGUCCACCUGUUGUCGCUUGUGUGUGCAUCCAUCUUGCCUGCAAAUGGUCCAACUGGGAAAUCCCUGUCUCUACAGAUGGGAAACACUGGUGGGAGUAUGUUGAUCCCACAGUUACACUUGAGCUGUUAGACGAGCUCACCCACGAGUUUCUUCAAAUCCUGGAGAAGACACCCAGUCGGCUCAAACGAAUUCGAAACUGGAAGGCUGGGGGUCAAACUCCAAAAGUUAAGCCAAAGGUCCAGGAGGAGGGUGACCAGAGAGACACCAUGAUCAGCAUGAUCUCCAUGGUCUCGUCAGAAAGUACCGUAGCAGGUCUGAUGAGCCUCUCCGCUCCACCGUCCGGCUCCUCUUCCACAUCUGUGAGUGACAAGGACCGGGCAGUACCAGGCAGUGCUCCGACAUGGAGCGGAAGGGGUCAGGUUGGAACUGAGCAGCAGCAGCCACCCAACCAUGAGGUCCACACUCCGGCCAAGGUAUCACUGAGUGAAUACCGUGCCAAGAACGCUGAUGUCCUGGCUGCCCAAAAGAGGAAGCUGGAGAACAUGGAGGCCAGCGUAAAGAGGGAAUACGCCAAUGCUGCGCAGGCUCUCAUUGGUCAGCAGAGGAAGCAUCAUCACCAGCAGUCCAGUUCCUCAUCUUCUGACAUGUCCAACCCCUCACCCAUCAUUCUCAAAAUACCUCUGGAGAAGGAGCGGCCCGACAAACAUCUGAAAAUGCGUUUUCCGAUGCCUGUAGGUGGCAGCGGUGGGCAUAGCGACAGAGCUCAGGAUCCGGACAUUAAAGUCAAAAUACGAGUGCCGGAGAAGCCAAGGGGGGGUUCAGGAGAGGAGGGCAAAAGCAGGGACAAACACAGGGACAGGUCUAACCAUCACCACCAUCACCACUAUUAUCACCACCAUCAUUCCUCCUCCAGCAGUGCUUCACUAUCCUCUUCACACAAACAUUCAUCUGGCUCUAGUGGGUUGCUGGGUAGCAGCAAAAAAGCCCCGAGUGAUUCCUCUAGAUCAACUUCUUCAUCCUCUUCCAGCUCCCGAAAGAGGACGCAUUCCCAAGAUUCAUUAGCAGGCUCGCACCCUGCUUCUAAGGUCAGCAAGAGCUCCAGAAAUCCCUACCAGCUGCCAUCUUUGUCUUCCUCAUCUGGACAAACUCUGGGUCAUGGUUCUGACGUUCUCCCUUCUCUGGGCCUUUCCCACCACCAAGGGACUUUCCCACACUCCAAAGGGGACAAGAUGGACACUAAUGGGCACAGUUCAGCAAGUGGGGCCCAGUCAAAUGAGUACCAGGACACUUUUGAAAUGCUGAACUCACUGCUGAGCGCGCAAGGCGUCCAGCCAUCUCAGCCAUCCAUGUUUGACUACAGAUCCCAGUACGCGGACUACCGGUUCCCUGGCGGCUCCAGGGGGAACAAUCCCAGACCCCCGCCCCUGCCUUCAGAACCGCCUCCUCCUCUUCCACCACUGCCCAAAUGAGCAUCUGAUCAGGAGACUAUUAUAUGUAGAUUCUACUUGAAAUCACAUACAUCCAUCUUAUUAUGUAAAGUGUUGUAAAAAUGAUUUUUUUACUAUAUUCACCCAACCUUUUUUAUGUGAGUUUCAGGGUGACAGCAGAGAAAUGUAAUAAUGUGGUUUGAGAUUUCACAUUUAAUGUAGGGAAAUAAUGAAUUUAAAAGCCUUGCAACAAUGUAAAGGACAAAAGACAAUUUUUUUCUUCUUCUGCUCAGUUCCAAGGAAAUGUGAUGAUGGAACGGGCUUCGUGUUAAUGAAAUUCAAACUGCCAUCAGAUAUCUUUUAGCCCUUUUUGUACUGUUUUUUUUUAUAGUAUGUUAUUUAUUGAGUGCUUUUUAAAAAAAAUAAGUCGACUCUUUAAGGUUCCUUCCUUUCUGUAUGCACAGGGAGAGAUGCUUUCAUCGAGGCUGUACAGGUUGGAGAGUGCAUGUCAACAAAGCCAUGUUUUUAAAUAUUUUCUUUUUUAAUGUUUUUUUUUUUAACCUGCCUCCAUACCUAGUGGCUGUCUUAGUUGGGGUACUUGUAUGAAGAUUGUAAUGUGGAAUUUAUUUUCUUUCAUUUUGUUACAGAAAAUUACAACAACAAAAAAAAGUAAAAUAAUGAAGCUUGUAUUUAGUUUUUAAGUGUUGCAGUCAUUGUUUUAAAUGGUUGUAAAAUGUUCAUGUUCAGUUUUUUGGUAAAUACACUAGCUUCAUACAGCAGACGGACAAACCUAAAGGUUGAAUCAUAUCUACCCAGUGCAGUCAUGAUGAAGGACACACAGACGUAUUCUCAUCUUUGAUGGUUAUGUUAUUAGGAUGUUUUAAUGUAUAAUCACUCAUGUUAACACUGUUCUGUUUUAAUCAUGUUACAGUUGUCUGAUGUUAUUAAUCCUGAGCUUGUUCUUUUUAAUCCAUCCAAAAAUGACCACUUUUUAAAAGUCUUUGCACCUCCUCUAUAACUACAGUCCUAGAUGGGCAUACCUCCAUCCAACAGUCUUGAACAUGUAGUCCCAUAGAAAAUGUUUAAAUUUUAUGCUUCAGCAAAACAGCAGAUGUUCUAUUUGUUGGCUGUACAUUUCAUUCACAUCAAAGCUUUAUAUUGGUUUGAUUGUGUGAUAUUACUGCUCUUAACCUGCUUCUUUUUUUUAAUCAUUUUUUAUGUAAAAAUGUUUAAAGCAGAUUAUGGUAAUACAGUACAACAAAUCAGCUAUGUAAUUGUAUUUAAAUCCCCUCAUAAAUGAUAAAUAUGCUAGAAAAGAGGCUUUCUUUUCUUAUAGCGUUUCGUUGUAACAGGGAAAUGGUGAAUGCACUGAAUAUUUAUCUUUGUAGGUGAGCCUACAAUGAAAUUGAUAGUGUUACAUGUAUAAUGGUAAAACUACUAGAAUAGAUUUCCAAUAUAUUGUCAUUUUAAAAACAAAUUAUCUAAUUGGGACAAAUGUUUCAGUGUAAGUAUUAAGCAUAAACAUGCUGUGAGGAAAAAAUGACUCAUUUUUAUCGACCAUAUAUAAGGUGAAUGGAAGACACUCAUGCAACCUAACAAUGCAAAAAUCACAUUUACAAAAGCUUACGUUUCAUGUUUCAUUUCUUGGUGUUUUUAUUGACACUCAGGUCUGGAAAUAAAAAGAUUGGAUUUUUUUCAUUUAAUAAGUUAUAUGUGAACUGUUUUUGAUAAAAUGUGGUUGCUUUAUUCCGGAAGUCAAUAAAUAUUUUAAGAAAAA
Messenger RNA from Girardinichthys multiradiatus, 3824 nucleotides. It is a transcript of the gene ccnt1, whose product is annotated as cyclin T1. The transcript is spliced from 9 exons. Gene Ontology annotation, cellular component: nucleus; cyclin/CDK positive transcription elongation factor complex. The coding region runs from base 26 to 2089 and encodes 687 amino acids. Lineage: Eukaryota; Metazoa; Chordata; Actinopteri; Cyprinodontiformes; Goodeidae. The record is from RefSeq and is a predicted model, not a curated record. Gene Ontology annotation, molecular function: cyclin-dependent protein serine/threonine kinase activator activity. Gene Ontology annotation, biological process: positive regulation of DNA-templated transcription, elongation; regulation of transcription by RNA polymerase II.